AUGGAAGAACGUUGGAAGCCGUUGGACGUCGCUGUUAUCGAGGGCGGCAUCGGCGGUCUCGCGGCGGCAACAUCUCUCCGUCGAGCAGGCCACAACGUGACCAUAUAUGAGCAAGCCCACUACGCCGGAGAAGUCGGGGCCUCGAUCAGUUGUGCUGCUAACGGCACCCGGUGGCUGGAAGAAUGGAACGUCGACAUCUCCAUCGGCAAGACAGUGGUGUUGCAGAAUCUGAUCUGCCACGAUUGGAAGACUGGUGAAGUACAGAGCGUCUAUGAUCUGUCAGACUACAAGGACUAA
This is a messenger RNA of Cladophialophora psammophila CBS 110553, 297 nucleotides long. RefSeq names its product salicylate hydroxylase. Lineage: Eukaryota; Fungi; Ascomycota; Eurotiomycetes; Chaetothyriales; Herpotrichiellaceae. The record is from RefSeq and is a predicted model, not a curated record. Bases 1 to 297 code for a protein of 98 amino acids. Gene Ontology annotation, molecular function: monooxygenase activity. The transcript has 2 exons.